AUGGACGGAAUCAGACAGCUGGAAGAUUAUGCUGAACAACUCACGGCGUCCGUCAAGAUACUAGCUCAGCACUGCCGCGGCGAAGGCUCUUUAGGCCAACUGUUGGCUGCCUCCGACACUCCCAAAAACGUUACCGAAGCGCGGGUCAACAUCCUAGCCAGCGUGGGUGGCAUCAAAGCCCUGAUUGGGAGUCCGAUCGACUUUCUCCAGCACCUCGCGAGCCAGGUCGAGAUCGUUGCCUGUCUUCGGUGGCUAGCUGAAUUCCAGAUUCUCGCCUGCAUCCCGCCUGAGGUUAGCGUGCCGAUCACAGAUCUCGCGGACCUUACCGGGAUCCCAGAACAGCAACUCUCAAGGGUCACUCGUUUAACUGCGACACAUGGACUCCUCCGCGAACCGAAACCUGGAUUCGUGGCACACACUCCGCUGUCGGCACAAUUUACGGCGGAGCAGUCGCUCCUCGAUGCCGUCGUCUUCAUGGCCGAGUCAGUAGCGCCCGCAGCGCUGCAGAUGGCGUCAGCAACGCAACGCUUCGGGGCAACGCGCAGCCCGACCGAGUGUGCUUACAACCUCGCUAUGAGCACUGUGCGGCCCUUCCAUGUCGCUCGCCAGGAAUCCUCCAAGCUCGACCGUCAGUGGUCGGCUUAUCUUUGCCAUGCAGCCGGUCUGCAACAAGAAGAUGCCCUCGUCGACGCACUUUCGCGGCUGAGCUGGGCGAACCUUGGCAACGCCUGCAUCGUCGAGGUCGGCGCACAGUCGACUUCCCUCGCACGACGUCUCGCGCGGCGAUUUCCGGGCUUACGACUGGUCGUGCAGAUCAAUAAGACGCAUGGCACGACGGUGAACCCGGACUGCAUGUGGCAGGGGGCCAUGGCACCAUGCGGGGCAGCAGCAGCAAGCAUGGACCGAGCAAGUCCGUCCGACGCAGACGCCGAGACGGACAGUGACGGGCUGAGCGAGCGCAUCACAGUGAGCUACCGCACUCCAGGCAUGCCGCAGCCCGUGGCAGACGCCGCCGUCUACGUUCUCCACACCCCCGUGGCGGGCCCGAGAUCCCCGAGCGGGGCCGUGGGGGUGGCGAUCCGGGCCGAGUUGCAGGGCCAUCUCGGCUUCCUACGAACGACGGGCGGCGUCAUGCUUAUCUUGACCACCCGCCUCCUUCCCGACCCGGGGAGCAUACCGGACCGUGAGGUCGAGGCCGUCGCCCGCACCCGCGAUCUCAACAUGCUCCAGCUGACCAAUGAUGGCGAGAUGGAGAUGACGGAGCUGCUCGCUAUCAUCGAGUCCGUGGGCGAUACGACCGGGAAGCUCGCUAUCUGCAACGAGCUCCGCUCUCCAAAGGGCCUCAUCUUGGCCCUCGCCGUGAAACACCAACCGUACUGA
Messenger RNA from Chaetomium fimeti, 1380 nucleotides. RefSeq lists its product as uncharacterized. NCBI's taxonomy places the organism in Eukaryota, Fungi, Ascomycota, Sordariomycetes, Sordariales, Chaetomiaceae. The transcript is spliced from 3 exons. Bases 1 to 1380 code for a protein of 459 amino acids. The record is from RefSeq and is a predicted model, not a curated record. Gene Ontology annotation, molecular function: methyltransferase activity.